UUUUUACAUUUGAGAACACUGCCUCUCUUGUUUUUUGACCUUCUGAUUGGUCUGUCAAAUUGUAUGCAAUAUAUUAUUGGGGAGACUAAUAACCCAUGUGUAGGCAUGCAGCAGAGAGAGCUGUAAUGAUUAGCUGAGAUAAACGCACGCUAUCUUCUUAGCCUGUUAGCUGUUCAAUUAGCCACAGAGGAGACACAAUGGAUUACGCUUUUAGGAAAACAUCCUCUUAAUAAUUACUCAGCAAAUGUCAAUCAGUGUUGAAAUGAAUGUGGUAAGAUGAAGAAAACACUGUGUGCAUCUGCAAGAAGACUGUGAGAGAAAGAUGCAUGUGUGUGAGAGAGAAGUCAGACACCAACCCUUUACCCUCCCACUCCCAUUCAACCGGUCAAAGAUUGACUUUUUCCCUGCCCUGUUGCCCCUGUUGUUUCUUUCCAUAUUGCCCAAGCCAGAGCUCAGCAAAUACACAGACAUCACACUUCACACAAGGCACACUCUGCUCUGGCCCACCCCGUGUUUAUUCAACCUAUCAGAACCAUCUUAACGUGAUUAGAGACUUCCCCUCUUUUUUGGUGUGGAGAGAGAGGAGAACAUAAGGUUUACUCCAUGACUGUAGGCAUACUAGACUAGACUCGGUCUACUGUGAGAGCACGUUCUGGACUCUCUUCUGCCAGCAGAACACUGACUCUUGAGUUUAGGGAGCUUGGCUGAAAACCCAGUCACCCCAUGGGUUCCCUGUUGCCAGACAACAUGGAGGACAGCAAAUCAUCUGUAAUAGGACCCUUGGAGAGGAGAGUCCGGCGACGCAGAGGCCCUUUGGAGGUGAUAAAGUCCAAAGUGAACCGUAGCCUAACCUGCUCCGUGCCCAGGUUGAAGGGCGCCCUGACUGGACUCUUCCCCGUGGUGCAGUGGCUGCCAAAAUACAAGCUGAAAGAGUAUGUGUGGGGUGAUGUCAUGUCUGGCCUUAUCGUGGGCAUCAUUCUCGUCCCUCAAGCGAUCGCCUACUGCCUGCUGGCAGGCCUGGAGCCCGUCUAUGGCUUGUACACGUCGUUUUUUGCGAACAUUAUCUAUUUCCUGAUGGGCACCUCCAGGCACGUGUCAGUGGGCAUCUUCAGCCUGAUGAGCCUCAUGGUCGGCCAGGUGGUAAACAGAGAGGUCUACCUGGCUGGCUUUGAUCUGGAUGAGGACACUAAGCAGGGACCAGCCAGCGGGGGAGCACUGAACUUCACAGAGGAGUCCUUCGGUGCUGUUAUGAACGUCUCAAUCAAAGUGUUGGACAUGGAGUGUGGGAAAGAAUGCUAUGCCAUCGGGAUUGCUACUGCACUAACAUUCCUUGCUGGGAUUUAUCAGGUGUUGAUGGCUGUGUUAAGGCUGGGGGUUGUCUCAGUCUACCUCUCUGGACCAAUGCUUGACGGCUUCGCCACUGGUGCCUCGUGUACAAUCCUCACUGUCCAGGCCAAGUAUCUUCUGGGACUGAAGAUCCCUCGUUACCAAGGCUACGGCACUGUAGUGGUUACCUGGAUCAACAUCUUCAAGAACAUCCAGAACACCAACUUCUGUGACAUGAUAACAAGUGCAAUUUGCAUCAGCAUCCUGGUGGCUGGCAAGGAGCUCCAAGAGCGCUACAAGGAUCGCCUGAAGAUACCAAUUCCCACAGAGCUGGUGGUGGUCGCAGGUGCGACCAUAGCAUCCCAUUUUGCUGACUUCCAUGGAAGUUACAGCUCCAGCAUUUCCGGGGCAAUCCCCACAGGCUUCAUCCCUCCAAAGGUCCCUGCUUUGGACAUGAUGUCCCGGGUUGUGUUCGACGCAAUCCCGCUAGCAGUCAUUAGCUUUGCUUUUACUGUCUCCCUAUCAGAGAUGUUUGCUAAAAAGCAUGGCUACUCGGUUAGACCCAACCAAGAGAUGAUAGCCAUUGGCUGUUGCAACAUCAUUCCCUCCUUCUUCCAUUGCUUCACCACCAGUGCAGCCCUGGCUAAAACCAUGGUUAAGGACUCCACAGGGUGCCAAACACAGGUGUCCAGUAUCGUGAGUGCCUUUGUGGUCCUCUUGGUCCUGCUUUUCUUUGCUCCGUUUUUCUAUGCCUUGCAGAAGUGCGUUCUGGCUUGCAUCAUCAUUGUGAGCCUGAGGGGCGCUCUUCGCAAAUUCAGGGAUGUGCCCCAGAUGUGGCGCCUCAGCAAAGCCGAUGCCGUGGUCUGGAUUGUGACCAUGGCCUCGACUGCUCUCAUAAGUGUAGAGCUGGGACUAGUUGUUGGGGUGAUGUUCUCCAUGAUGUGCGUCGUAGCGCAAACCCAAACUCCCAAAGUGUCUUUACUUGGUCAAGUCGAUAACUCCAGCCAUUAUGACGACACAGAGGAGUACCACAAUCUACAGACCAUCCCCAAGAUCAAGAUUUUUCGGUUUCAGUCACCUUUAUACUAUGCCAACAAGCACAUCUUUUUGAAGUCCUUGUACAAAGCCGUUGAACUCGAACCGUUCAUUGAAAUGACUCGGAGGAGGAAAGCAACGAAAAAAGCUAAACAGUUAGCGAAGAAAGCAGACCCAACUAAUGGCGAGGUUAGCAUAGGUCUCGUCCACAAUGACUUAGAAUUCCACACCAUCAUCUUAGAUGGUUCAUAUAUCCCCUUUAUUGACUCCACUGGGACGACCACAUUUAAAAAUGUGCAGAAAGACUAUAAAGAAGUUGGUGUCACUGUUCUCUUAGCCUGCUGCAAUACUUCCGUCAUAGACUCACUCAGGCGAGGAGCCUUUUUUGGGCCCGCUGACAAGGACAUGCCCAGCUUAUUGUUUCAUACAGUUCACAGUGCUGUGGUGUUUGCCAGUGACAUGCCGUCAGCAGCAGCAGCAGCAGCGGGCAAUACACCUGUAUAAAUAACCGGGAUCACUAGAGUCAACAUGUGGUUUCUUCAUUUUAUUGGAGAGGUUAAGGGAAAUACUGAUGCCAAUAUACAUGCGCAAUCUAUUUGUGAAUGGGAAAAUAUCACUUUACAUAAAUGACUUUAAAGAAUAAAAUAGCUUUAAUGACCAUACUUGACUCUAAAGGGAUAUUCUCAUGGUAUAUAAGUCAUCGUUUUAGAGCAUUGAUUUUUAAGAGACCAUAUGACUGAUACCCUUUUUUACUUCACUAAUUUUGUUUAUUUGUUUAAUCAUAUUUGUAACUUAAUAAACAUGCGUAUUUGUAUUAAUCA
Clupea harengus (Atlantic herring) is the source of this 3182-nucleotide messenger RNA. It is a transcript of the gene slc26a1, whose product is annotated as solute carrier family 26 member 1. Gene Ontology annotation, cellular component: membrane. Gene Ontology annotation, biological process: sulfate transmembrane transport. Lineage: Eukaryota; Metazoa; Chordata; Actinopteri; Clupeiformes; Clupeidae. The record is from RefSeq and is a predicted model, not a curated record. Gene Ontology annotation, molecular function: secondary active sulfate transmembrane transporter activity.